AUGCUUUCCACUACUAUUUUAAAGAGAAGACUUCCAUCAGCAACCACCAUUUUCACCAGAUAUGUUCUGACUGUAACCCAACAGGAACAACGUCCACCACCACCACCACCACCAACCACAACCGAGCCACGAAAAAUAUUCGGUAUCUCCACCGAAGUCUACAAAGAAACCGACGUUGAAAAGCACAACGAUACAAAAUUCAUUACCCAUCCACUCUUCCCGCAUCCUGAUUUCCCUCAUGAAGAUUGUGAGAAUGUGGAAUAUACCCACCGUGACCCCAAAACAUUCGGAGACAGAGUUUCAUACCGUGGUAUUCAACUUGUCAGGGGUGCCUUUGAUUACGUCACCGGAUACAAGAAACCUAAGCCUGACAAUAUGAAUGAAUUUGUCGGCACCAGAUAUGAAAUGAAUGAAUCUAAAUGGUUAACUCGUGUUAUCUUUUUAGAAAGUAUUGCUGGGAUUCCAGGGGCCGCAGCCUCGUUUAUUAGACAUUUACAUUCGCUUAGACUUUUGAAAAGAGAUAAAGCCUGGAUUGAAAGUUUAAUGGAAGAAGCAUAUAACGAAAGAAUGCAUUUAUUGUUGUUUACCAAAUUGGGAAAGACUAGUUGGUUUACGAGAUCGAUUAUGUAUGUUGGACAAGGUAUUUUUGCUAAUGUGUUCUUUUUAUGUUAUUUGGUUAAUCCUAAAUUCUGCCAUAGAUUUGUGGGAUAUCUCGAAGAAGAAGCCGUUAGUACUUAUACACAUCUUCUUCAUGAGCUAGAUACUCCUGGAAAGUUGCCUAAGUUUGAAUAUGUCAAGAUUCCAGAAAUUGCUGUUAGUUAUUACCCCGAUUUACAUGAGAAAUCUACAUUUAGAGAUUUGAUCUUGAGAAUCAGAGCCGAUGAAGCUAAACACAGAGAAGUUAAUCAUACAUUGGCAAAUUUGAAUCAAAAGAGCGACAGAAAUCCAUUUGCUUUGCAAGUGGAAGGUGUUGAAGAACAACCUAAUCAUGGAUUAAAAGUCACCAGACCUGCUGGUUGGGAAAAGGAUGAAUUAAAGCUUUAG
Messenger RNA from Hemisphaericaspora subhashii, 1044 nucleotides. RefSeq names its product alternative oxidase. The transcript has a single exon. Gene Ontology annotation, biological process: alternative respiration. Gene Ontology annotation, cellular component: mitochondrion. The coding region runs from base 1 to 1044 and encodes 347 amino acids. The record is from RefSeq and is a predicted model, not a curated record. Gene Ontology annotation, molecular function: alternative oxidase activity. Lineage: Eukaryota; Fungi; Ascomycota; Pichiomycetes; Serinales; Debaryomycetaceae.